CUCUUGGACACAUGUAGCCUCUCAUGAACAAUACACUCAGAUGGACUUGACAGUGAAAUGGCGGUACAAUCCAAGAUGUCGCUCCCCGGUGGGCUCAUGUCAGAAGGAAGGCUGAAGAAGGCCGUGUCGGACCUCACGUCGCUAUACCUCAAACAUCGCACACGCAUCUCACGCGCCAUCUACAUUGGACUCUUCGUCACCCUGCUGAAUCGCGUACGCAACGCUGUCAACGAACAGAAAGCUGCUGAACAGCAACGUCGAGCCGCAGGCAGGAAUGGAGAAAAAGAAGGCAGCACAACUGGCGGCAGGAAGAAGGUCGAAUUGAACAGGGACUUCUUCCGCAGCUUGAUACGCCUGUUACGCAUAUGUAUACCAGGCUGGAAGAGCAAAGAGCUACGCCUUCUCAUCAGCCACAGUAUAUUCCUGGUCUUGCGGACCUUGAUCUCCUUGUACGUCGCCGAGCUCGACGGCCGCCUGGUGUCUGCCCUUGUUCGCGGUAAAGGCAAGGACUUUAUUGGAGGUCUGAUCUGGUGGAUGAUUGUCGCCAUCCCCGCGACGUUCACCAACUCCAUGCUCAGCUAUCACCAAUGCAAGCUUGCCCUCCAGUACCGCACUCGCCUCACCCAACACAUCCACAACAAGUACCUGUCCAACAUGACCUUCUACACACUUUCUGCCUUGGACGAUCGAAUCAAGAAUGCAGACCAGCUUAUUACAGUAGAUGUCAGCAAGUUCUCAAAUUCCCUCGCCGAGCUGUACGGCAAUCUCGCAAAACCAAUCUUGGACAUGGUCAUAUACAACUACUCACUGUCAAGAAGUGUAGGCGGAGAAGGCCUCUUUGCCAUGGGUUUGCUGGUACAGCUUUCAGCUUCAGUCAUGCGAGCACUUACACCCCCAUUCGGCAAAUACGUUGCUGACGAAGCACGUCUGGAAGGAGAGUUCCGUUUCCAGCAUUCACGUGUAAUUGACUACAGCGAGGAAAUUGCUCUGUAUCAUGGCCAUGAGGCCGAGAAAGAUGCUUUGGACAAGAAUUACUUCACUCUGAUCAAACACGUCAACCGCAUCUUGAGGAGAAGAUUCUACCACGGCAUCAUGGAAGACUUUGUGAUCAAGUACUUCUGGGGCGCUCUGGGCUUGAUGCUCUGCUCCAUCCCAGUCUUCUUCAAGUUACCUGUUGCGAAGAAUGCAGGCACCACAGCGAAAAACUCCACAGAAGCCUUCGUCACAAACAGAAGGUUGUUGCUGAGCUCGUCCGAUGCAUUCGGCCGUCUCAUGUUCUCCUACAAGGAGAUCUCUCAACUCGCCGGAUACACUUCACGAGUGUCAACACUACUCUCAGUCAUCGCAGACAUCCAAGCCGGUCACUUCGAAAAGCAACUCGUCAGCUCCGCCUCCACAGACGCCAACGCAGCAGUUCUCGCAGGCAGAGGUAUCAUUUCCGAAGGCCCAGACAUCAUGUUUAGUAACGUCCCCAUCGUCUCUCCCAACGGUGACAUCUUGGUGCCUGCACUAUCUUUCCACAUCAAACCUCAAGACCACCUCCUCAUCAUCGGCCCCAAUGGCUGUGGUAAAUCCUCCCUCUUCAGAAUCCUAGGCGGACUUUGGCCUGUCUAUGGCGGCGAAGUCAGAAAACCCUCUGCUGAGGAAAUCUUCUAUAUCCCUCAACGGCCUUAUCUGAUGGCCUCAGGUAGUCUGCGCCAACAGUUGAUAUACCCAGACACCGUGGCCGAAAUGCAUGAAAAGGGCACGACAGAUAAGGAUUUACUUUCCAUCAUGACUUCGCUAGACCUAAACUCCCUACUCUCCCUCCCAUCCAAAGAAGGAAAAGAAAACGCGUCCUCGGGACUGGACUCACUGCAAAAUUGGCCAGACAUCCUCUCCACGGGCACCCAACAACGCCUCGCCGCCGCCCGCCUCUUCUACCACUCCCCCUGCUACGCCAUCCUAGACGAAUGCACCUCUUCCCUAACCCCCUCCAUCGAAACUCUCAUCUACACGGAAGCCAAAAAGCGAAAUAUCACUCUCUUGACGGUAUCUCAUCGGAGAAGUUUAUGGCAGUAUCAUACGAGAAUAUUGCAAUUUGAUGGAAAGGGCGGAGCGGUGUUUGGAGUGCUGGAUGCGGAAAAGAGGUUGGGGCUUGAGGAUGAGAGGGAGGAGUUGGAGGCGAGACUGAGAGGGGUGGAGGGGGUGGAGAGGAGGAUUGCUGAAUUGAGUGCUGUGUGAGAUGGGCUGGUGAGAGAAUUGUUUUGGUGAUGGGACGGGUGAUGACGCUAGUUGUUUAUGCAUUAUGAUGGUUUUUUUUUCGUUUCCAACAUCGUUCUUGUGAAAUGUCUUCGAUGCUCGUUUGGAGGUUUAGCAUGUACUGUAUUUUCAUCUAUAGUGAUUACAAGAAAACCCCAGUCAGAGC
This is a messenger RNA of Aureobasidium pullulans EXF-150, 2407 nucleotides long. RefSeq lists its product as uncharacterized. Gene Ontology annotation, biological process: fatty acid beta-oxidation; peroxisome organization; long-chain fatty acid import into peroxisome. Bases 76 to 2223 code for a protein of 715 amino acids. Lineage: Eukaryota; Fungi; Ascomycota; Dothideomycetes; Dothideales; Saccotheciaceae. The record is from RefSeq and is a predicted model, not a curated record. Gene Ontology annotation, molecular function: ATP binding; long-chain fatty acid transmembrane transporter activity; ATP hydrolysis activity. The transcript has a single exon. Gene Ontology annotation, cellular component: peroxisomal membrane.